Molecule: messenger RNA, 3133 nt
Organism: Triplophysa rosa
Lineage: Eukaryota; Metazoa; Chordata; Actinopteri; Cypriniformes; Nemacheilidae
Gene: htr1fa
Product: 5-hydroxytryptamine (serotonin) receptor 1Fa
Exons: 3
Coding region: 519-1622 (367 amino acids)
Biological process (GO): adenylate cyclase-activating adrenergic receptor signaling pathway
Cellular component (GO): plasma membrane
Molecular function (GO): G protein-coupled serotonin receptor activity
Source: RefSeq, a predicted model, not a curated record
UCAUUUUAUUAUUUUAUGUUAGCUUAUAUCUAUUACUUUUUGGUUGUUGAAUUCUGUUGUAUUGUAUACAACGUUCAUGUCGAAAUAGAGAUGAUAAUAUUUAAAUAUGCCAAAUGCCACUUUGAUUCAGAUUAAGCCUAAUAAAAGGCUCAGAUGAAGCAGUCAUGCUGUCUAUAUUUUAGUCCAUCUCUCCAUCUCCACGACUGCCCCUCUGCGUCCGCUUGCGCGACGCGUUGCGUGGCGUAGUGAGCGGGGCUUGCAGUCAACAGUAAGCUUCCUUGUGCAUGUGCACCAUGCAAUCGGUCACUAUUGGGUGAAUCGUAUCUGUCUCAUGGCGACAUAUAUCUCACAUUCCUGCGCGAUUCGACCAGAGGAAUGCAACGUGCGUGAAUGCUUUGUGGCAAGUGAUAGAAUGUUCCUGCAGUCAAGAUCACUGAGCUCCUUGUUGUGAUGACCUACAGCUCCUUUAAUGUACACAGACAGAAGCCAUCAGAUGAAUAAGCAGCACUUAUACAGGCAUGGAUUCAAACCACACAUAUGGACCAGUACCUACAGACGAGCCCAGUAAAAGCAGAUGGGGUCUGAUUCUCCUCUCCCUCACUCUUUCUCUGUUGGCUGUGCUGACCACUGCGAUGAACUGCUUGGUCAUCACAGCGAUCAUUGUCACGCGCAAGCUACACCAUCCCGCCAACUAUCUAAUCUGCUCUCUGGCUGUGACUGACCUUUUGGUGGCCAUAUUAGUUAUGCCCUUCAGCAUAGUCUACAUCAUGAAGGAGACAUGGAUCAUGGGUCAAGUAAUGUGCAAUGUCUGGUUGAGCGUAGACAUAAUCUGCUGCACAUGCUCCAUACUGCAUCUGGCAGCUAUCGCUGUGGACCGCUACCAUUCCAUCACAAAUGCUGUGGAGUACUCCAGGAAAAGGACAUCUCUACGGGCCGCUGUCAUGAUCAUCAUGGUGUGGCUCCUCUCUGUAGUUGUCUCACUUCCUCCACUGCUCUGGAGACACUAUAAAACAAAAUCAGAAAACGAGUGCAUCAUUAAGCACGAACACAUUGCCUUUACAAUUUACUCAACAUUUGGGGCUUUUUACAUUCCUCUGAUUCUCAUUCUCAUUCUCUACUAUAAGAUUUACCAAGCAGCAAAGACGCUUUAUCACAGGAGAGGGGCCAGCUGCCUCAACAACUCAGAGAUGAAUGGACACAUGCUACCAAAGUGCAGCGACAGGGAGCCUACGAUUCCCGACACCAUGAGCCCCCCUGAGAAAUCGGUGUCUGAACCCUCCACCGAAUGUGACAGAGUGCGCAUCGCUGUGAAAAGCCCAGAGUCUCAGUCUUGUAGAGACAGGUCUGUCAGAAGACAUCGCAUCUCAAGCACUCGUGAGAAGAAGGCGGCAACCACCCUGGGGCUUAUUCUAGGGGCAUUUGUUAUCUGCUGGCUGCCGUUCUUUAUCCAUGAGGUGAUUGUUAACAUCUGUACCUCCUGCAACCCCUCUGCUGAGAUGUCUAACUUUCUUACUUGGUUGGGUUAUCUUAACUCCCUCAUCAACCCACUGAUUUACACCAUCUUUAAUGAGGAUUUCAAAAGGGCUUUUCAAAAGUUAAUCAAAUGCAAGAGUUAUCUCUAACACAGAGGAAUUACAUUAUCUGUGACAAUGUACGACAUAUGAAAUGAAAGAUUCUCAAGGCACCAUUUGGGGGUUUCCAGAUGCCACAUAUGGGGGUUUCAUAGUUCCUAUAACUAUUGGAAGUACCCGCUUUUUGUUGUGUUCAUACCCACAGGAAUUCCAAGACAUGAACAUACAGAAAGCUAAUGGUAAUAGCAUUUCCCUGUCAUUUUUUAUGCAGUGUUGGGUUCUGCAGCCUCUAUGAUAUGUGGCCUGCAAGUUUUCGUAGGAGAUUUGAUUGAAUGCAGUGCAUAAAUGACAACGCUGUCGGAUGUCUUAUGUUACUUCAGAGGUCCUAGAGUGCUGCCAGUGUGAAUGGGACCAGGAAUGACCGUAGGGCAGGGUUUCCCAAAUGGGGUUUACAAACCACUGGUAGUUCGCGAGGGAAUUGCAGGGGGUUCGUGAGUUGGGAUACUGUCUGCCUAUCAUUGUACAUACAAGUUGUUUCCAUUACUUUGAAAAAAGUUAAAUUGCAAAAAAAUGUUACAGGUUUAACAAUAACAAUUUUGUGAAAUACAACUACAAUAAAUGUUACGUAAAACCUCAGGGGGUACUUCAAGUAUAAAAAUAAGGUUUCAGCUGACAAUAAAGUUUGAAAACUUUUUAGUUGUUGAUGUAGCACCCUGGUGGCUUGUUCAUAUUACAGAUUCCUAUACAGUCCAAAACAUAGAUAUUUUUAACUAGAUGCUGCAUUAGCAGCUGUUUGUAUGGGCCGCUACAUGUAGGUCGUCUGCCAUAUUGGAACGGUAAGAGACGGUUUGUGAACUAGUGUUGCCAAAUUUACAGUUCCCUUUCUGUCGGUCUCUCGACGUUGUGUCGAACCGACAGAAUGGGGUUUGUCUUGAGAACCUAUCAUCUUCUGAGUAUUUAGAAAAGGCCAAUGAAAAUUGGCGAAUGAAAUUUGCAUGCCGGGCUCCUCCCCGGAUGUCCGGGUAUAAGAGGGAAGCCGGCGUGCUCAUUCAUUCACCUUUUGUCCUUCAGAGCCUACGCAUCUGAUGAGCUUCUCUACGAUCUUUGGUGAUCAUUUUUCUGCUGGAAUCUACGACGUGGACAGCGGACGGUCCCUUCCUGCAGUGACUCUCCCCUGGGCGUCUCGGCAGUUCCGGAGGUGUUCGAGCAAAUUUCCUUUUCUAAAAGAGCAAAUUUCUCCAGCGUGGCUUGUCCCGCUGUUCUCAUGGGUGCAACACACUCAUCGAGGAGGGGGACGGACACAAUGCCUGCUUCCAGUACGCUGGGGCAGACGUUGUGGAUACGUCCUGCCCGCACUGCGGGUGGUGACGAUUCAGACGUUGCGUCACAGGUGGCUGUGUUCCCACGGGACUCAGCCACCACCUCGUUUGCUCCCCGUUCCGUGGCGGCAGGACUACGGCCCUGCCGUCCGCUAUGGCAAGCAGCGAGGGUGAUAUGAGGAUUACUGUGAGCGAUAAUCCGCCAGCCACGGCUCACGGACCGUUCACACCUCGUUUCGCUCG